Messenger RNA from Erythranthe guttata (spotted monkey flower), 1145 nucleotides. RefSeq names its product DUF868 family protein (DUF868). The record is from RefSeq and is a predicted model, not a curated record. Lineage: Eukaryota; Viridiplantae; Streptophyta; Magnoliopsida; Lamiales; Phrymaceae.
CUCUCUCUCUCUCUCUUAGUUUCUUUCUCUCUCUAGAUUUUAGCCAUUCUCUCUUAAUUCCUUCGUUUCAAAUUCACUUUCUCCCAUUUCUUCUCUGCAACUACUAAUCUCUCUCUCUCUCUCCUCUCUCUCCUCUCUCUCACACACAGACACACGCACGCACACAGAGAGAGAGAGAGAGACAAAUGAGAGACUUUGCGUCGUGUUUCAGUGAAUACGCAGUGCAGGUAUCCGACACGUCAUGUUCGAGCUACUCGAGCAACUCCUGCAUUUCACCGAAUUCGAUCCCAUCCGUUCAAAAUUCCGUCACGUGUCUCUACAGAGCCGCCCUCUCCACCAAGAGGCACGUGCUCAUCACGCUCACGUGGUGUAAGAACUCCCUCUCCCAGGGCCUCAACAUCACCUUCUCCGGCGACGACCCCACCGCCACCACCACCACCGCCGCCGCCACAUUCAAGCUCAACACGAACUCCAGACUCUUCCGAAAAUUAAAGGGCAGCAAAUCCAUCGAGUUCCACAACACAAACAUCGAAAUCUUCUGGGAUCUGUACGCGGCCCGCUACGAAUCAGGGCCCGAGCCCGUGGAGGGUUACUACAUCCUCAUCACCUUCGAUUCGGAUCUCGUCUUCUCACUCGGCGACACGGCCCACGAAGCCCACCCGAAGAAGCUCAGACCCAACCCGACCCGAACCGCGAAAUCGUCCCUAAUCUCCAGACAGGAGCACUUCUCCGGGAACACGCUGUACUCGACCCGGACCCGGUUCUGCGAAAACGGGUCGGCCCACGACAUCGUGAUCCACUGCAGCGGCGAAAACGACGGGCUGAAGUACCCGAUCCUGUCGGUGAGUAUCGACAAGAAGACGGUGAUACGUGUGAAGAGGCUGCAAUGGAAUUUCAGAGGGAAUCAGACGAUAUUCUUGGAUGGGUUGCUUGUGGAUUUGAUGUGGGAUGUGUUUGACUGGUUUUAUAAUCCCGGUGCACCGGGAAAUGCGGUGUUUAUGUUCAGGACAAGGAGCGGAUUGGAUAGCAGGUUGUGGCUGGAAGAGAAGAUGGUGCAGAAGGAUCUUGAUAAAGUUGAUUUCUCUUUCAUCAUCUACGCUUGUAAGAAUUUAUGAUUUUUUUAAUUGUCUUUUUUUUUUCUUUUU